GCCGCCCGCGCCGCGCUGCCCCGCAUCGUCAUCCUCUCCAAGGCUGCCUACUGCCUCCUCAGCUCCCCGAGGAGCGGGACUCUGCCGCCCUCCUCCUCCCUCCUGCCCCACGCCGACGUGUCCUGGCUGAGCUCCCUGCGGCCGCUGCUGCACAAGGACAUGAGUGCUGAGGAGCAGUCUCUCUACUACAGGCAGUGGACGACCGUCCGGCAGCACCACGCCGACUCCAGCAACCAGGGGGAGACCUCUGGCCUCAGGAGCUUCCACCCCAGGAGGCUGCUCCUGACAGGACCGCCCCAGGUAGGAAAGACUGGCUCCUACCUGCAGUUCCUGAGGAUUCUCUUCCGCAUGCUGAUCCGCUUGCUGGAGGUGGAUGUCUAUGAUGAAGAGGAGAUUGAUGCCAAUCAUACAGAGAGCAGUGAAGUUACUCAGUCUAGCAAUGACCACUGGCCAGACAUUGAGAUCUUCAGCAAAAUGUCCUUUGACCUGAGUGUACAUGACCCCAAGUACAGAACUAUAAGUCCUGUGUACACAGAACAACUCUCCAAAGUGAAACAAGAAACAAGCAAAGAAAGAAAAACAGAGGAACCUAAGAAAAGGGAGACUGUGUCCAUGAUGCUGACUAAAUAUGCAGCUUACAAUACCUUCCAUCACUGUGAGCAGUGCCACCAGUAUAUGGACAUUAAUCCUGCUGCACAGAUACCCGACUCCACUCUGCAUGCAUUCACGUUUUCAUCCUCCAUGCUGGGAGAAGAGGUCCAACUGCAUUUCAUAAUCCCCAAAUCCAAAGAGAAUCAUUUUGUCUUCAGCAAGCAGGGAAAGCAUCUAGAAAGCAUGCGUCUGCCCCUCGUCUCUGACAAGAACCUGAAUGCAGUCAAGAGCCCUAUCUUCACUCCCUCGAGUGGACGCCAUGAACAUGGCCUCUUGAACCUCUACCAUGCCAUGGAAGGCAUCAGCCACCUGCAUCUCCUUGUGGUCAAGGAGUAUGAAAUGCCACUGUACCGCAAGUACUGGCCCAACCACAUCAUGCUGGUGCUGCCAGGGACGUUCAACAACGCCGGCGUGGGUGCUGCCAGGUUUCUUAUUAAGGAACUUUCCUACCACAAUCUAGAGCUGGAGCGGAACCGGCUGGAGGAGCUGGGGGUGAAGCGCCAGUGCGUGUGGCCCUUCAUCGUGGUCAUGGACGACUCCUGCGUCCUCUGGAACAUGCACAGUGCCCACGAGCAGUCCAGCCAGACCCUGGAGCCCGGGGGUUCCAGCAAGAACGUCUCUCUGAAAAGUGUCCUCCAACACAUUGAAGCCACCCCAAAAAUUGUUCAUUAUGCAAUCCUGGGUGUUCAGAAAUGGAACAGCAAGCUGAAUUCCAGGAAAGCAAAGGCUCUGUUCUCCAGGUGCCACGUGCAUGAUUUCAUACUGCUCAACAUAGACCUGACCCAGAACGUGCAAUACGACCUGAACAGGUACUUCUGUGAAGAUGUGGAUUUCAACCUGCGCACCAACAGCAGCAGCCUCCUCAUCUGCCGCUUCAACAACUUCAGUGUCAUGAAGAAACACAUCCAGGUUGGGGGACAAAAGGACUUUGUGGUGAAGCCAAAGAUCAUGGUUUCAGACAGCCUGGCCCCAAUAAUGCCUCUGCAGUACGUCUGUGCCCCCGACAGCGAGCACACGUUGCUGGCAGCCCCUUCCCAGUUCCUGCUGGAGAAAUUCCUUCAACACGCCACGUACAAACUCUUCCCCAAGGCCGUCCACAACUUCAAGAACCCAGUGCUGGCCAUCGACUGCUACCUGAACGUGGGGCUGGAGGUGGCCAUCUGCUACGUCAGCUCGCGGCCGCACUCGGUGAACGUGGACUGCGCGGGGGUGUCCUUCAGCGGGCUCCUGCUCUACCUCUGCGACUCCUUCGUCGGCGCCGAGCUGCUCAAGCGCUUCCGCUUCCUGAAAGGUGCCACCCUGUGUGUCAUCUGCCAGGACCGCAGCUCCCUGCGGCAGACCAUCGUGCGGCUGGAGCUGGAGGACGAGUGGCAGUUCCGCCUGCGGGACGAGUUCCAGACCGCCAACAGCAGCGAGGACAAGCCCCUCUACUUCCUCACCGGCCGCCACAUCUAG
Merops nubicus (carmine bee-eater) is the source of this 2106-nucleotide messenger RNA. RefSeq names its product GREB1-like protein. The annotation marks the transcript as partial. NCBI's taxonomy places the organism in Eukaryota, Metazoa, Chordata, Aves, Coraciiformes, Meropidae. The transcript has 12 exons. Gene Ontology annotation, biological process: kidney development; multicellular organism development. The record is from RefSeq and is a predicted model, not a curated record.